GCCUAAUUCGGCCCAUUUACUAAGAAGCCCAUCUGAAAGUUUUUUUUUUUCCUGAAGCAAAAACAAAACAAAUUUGUGCGCAGAUCUAGCAGCGGCGUCUUCGAAUUUUUCGUGGCUACGUUUGACGGUGCCACGAAGAAGAAGAAGACGAAGAUGGAUUAUCAGAACAAGCUUGUUCUUGCUCCCAUGGUUCGUGUGGGAACGCUCUCUUUCAGGAUGUUGGCGGCGGAAUACGGCGCCGAUAUCACAUACGGUGAAGAGAUUAUUGAUCAUAAGCUUGUUAAAUGCGAACGCCGACUCAAUGUUGCUUCUGGGACAUCUGAGUUUGUGGAGAAAGGAACAGAUAAUGUAGUCUUUAGCACAUGUGAUGAAGAAAAAAGUAGGGUUGUUUUUCAGAUGGGAACUUCUGAUGCUGUUAGGGCUCUAAAGGCUUCUGAGAUUGUGUGUAAUGACGUUGCAACUAUUGAUAUUAAUAUGGGUUGCCCCAAGGCAUUCUCUAUCCAAGGUGGAAUGGGUGCUGCUUUGUUAAGUAAACCCGAGCUAAUUCAUGAUAUUUUGGCAACACUUAAGAGGAACUUAGACGUACCGGUUACUUGCAAGAUUCGUCUAUUAAAAUCACCAGCAGAUACUGUUGAAUUGGCUAGGAGAAUCGAGAAACUUGGUGUACCAGCUCUUGCUGUACAUGGGAGGAAAAUUGCAGACAGGCCAAGAGAUCCUGCUAAAUGGGAUGAGAUUGCAGAUGUGGUGGCAGCAUUAUCCAUUCCCGUCAUUGCAAAUGGCGAUGUUUUAGAAUAUGAUGAUUUUUCUCGCAUUAAAACCGCAACAGGUACACAUGAUACACUUAUUGAAUUCAGAUUCAUGAGACUUGCAAAUAUAGCCCUACAACAUUUUUUAUCUGCCAUGUGCUAAUGUUUAUACUUGAUUCACCUCUGAUUUAUAUAACCCUUUACUGUUUGCUGUUUUUUUUGGUUCCCAUAAAGGCGCUGCAUCAGUUAUGGUUGCAAGAGGAGCUAUGUGGAAUGCUUCAAUUUUCUCUCCAAAAGGAAAAUCACACUGGGAAGAUGUGAAAAAGAAAUACCUUAGAAAGAGCAUCUUGUGGAAUAACGAUGUUAAGAGCACGAAAUACACGAUAAAGGAGAUGAUAGCGCAUCAUUCUUGUCUUGAACUACCGGAAGGGAAGUCUAUCAACAAAGCAGACACUUUAGAAGAUUUAGCGUAAGUUAACUUCUUACUUUACCUUGCUUUAUACUAAUAACACAAACUCCAAAUGGGUUUUACUAGAGAACGAAUCUGAUAUAACUUAACUAAAACUGUAAAUCCACUGGGAUCUUAAGAACUAUAGUGGCUCGACCCUCGAGUCUCAACCAAUUUGGUUUGGUUUCAACUUUCAACUUUCAAGUUUAAUAUUGUUGUGUUGUUGGGUGUGAAUAUUUCAGGCGGCUUUACGAUUUAGAAGAUUACUUUUGGACAGUGAAGAACAUUGGUCCACUGACACAUAACUUAAACCAUGUUUUAUGAUACUGAAAGAAAAUGCCAACACUUUGCAUUUUCAUUUAUAUCAUUUUGUAAUCUCUAUUGAUUUUUAUAUAUAGAGGCAUCCCAUUGUUUUUACUCAAAUGAGUAAAUUACUAAAACUAGCCGAUUGGUAAACAAACUGUAGAAUUCUUUAUUGUAGUAUAGAAAUCAAAUUACAAUUUGAUAUUUCAUUUUUUUCAUUUCAAUGACCA
This is a messenger RNA of Arabidopsis thaliana (thale cress), 1727 nucleotides long. RefSeq names its product Aldolase-type TIM barrel family protein. Bases 154 to 909 code for a protein of 251 amino acids. Gene Ontology annotation, molecular function: flavin adenine dinucleotide binding; tRNA dihydrouridine synthase activity. Gene Ontology annotation, biological process: tRNA processing; tRNA dihydrouridine synthesis. The record is from RefSeq and is marked reviewed. The transcript is spliced from 7 exons. Lineage: Eukaryota; Viridiplantae; Streptophyta; Magnoliopsida; Brassicales; Brassicaceae.